Molecule: messenger RNA, 5970 nt
Organism: Serpula lacrymans var. lacrymans S7.9
Lineage: Eukaryota; Fungi; Basidiomycota; Agaricomycetes; Boletales; Serpulaceae
Exons: 18
Coding region: 1-5835 (1944 amino acids)
Biological process (GO): regulation of ARF protein signal transduction; positive regulation of transcription by RNA polymerase II; negative regulation of transcription by RNA polymerase II
Molecular function (GO): guanyl-nucleotide exchange factor activity; DNA-binding transcription factor activity, RNA polymerase II-specific; zinc ion binding
Source: RefSeq, a predicted model, not a curated record
AUGGGCUUACCUACUUCACUUUGGAUGUCCCCAGCAUCCACCGCCCCGUCCACUCCAGGCGCAUAUACGCCCCUAUCUCAAUUAACUAUUCCUUCUCACCCUAGCAUCUUGCAUCCAGAGGUGUCUCCUUUAUCUGGAUACAAGGACCCCUCGCCGUCAACGACAGGCUCCCUUUCUUUAGAGUCUAAAUCUACGUUGAUGAGCGAUUUUUUCUCAGAAGACUUGUUCGGGGUCCCCGGUGUGGAUCCAAAUCCUAGUACUUAUACUUCCCCUCGACUAUCUGGCUCACCAGAUCUGAAUUCUGUAGCGUCUUCCGGUGAGGUUGACCCAGAGCAACUUGCUAGAGAAGACCCUCUUGCAACUCAGGUAUGGAGAAUGUAUGCGCGGACGAAGGCAACGUUACCACAUGCACAGAGGAUGGAAAACCUGACGUGGAGAAUGAUGGCGUUGGCUCUCAAGAAAAAGAAGGAGGACGAAGAGGCCAGAGAAAGAUAUGCUGAGAAAAGGUCAGAUGUCAAGGCUGAAGAAUCCGCAGUUUCAUCUGGUCUACCUACCUCCCAGGGCGAAGGUGUCGGAUCUGAUGAUGAUGGUGCAGAGAGAGGAAGGCGGAUAGACAAGGGUAAAGCCAAGGUUCAAGUAGUCGGUUUUGAUGGCACGAAUCAGGACGGCACAGAAGAUGACGACGUUGUACCUAUGGACUGGAGAGCCAUGAGUAGAUCAAGGUCUCGUAUAUCAAUGGACUGGAGGCCCCAAAGCCGGUCUCGUUCACGACCACCCCAGGCCACAACUACUUUUGAUCAACACGGGGCUAUAUUCCCUCCAGGCGAUUCUGUGUUGAAGGGCCUCGCUACUUCGCCAAGUAUACCCAUCCCUGGUGCCACAUCUGCACUUACCAUUGCUCGUCACAGUCCUUCAUCCUCCUCUGUGCCCCUUCGCUCUGGGCUUUCUGCUGUAUAUGAAGGUCGUGUUGACCAUGCGCCUGCUCCUUAUGAUUUAUCACACAACACACAUGAUGAUGCAUAUGAGCAUGAGCUGUCAGCAUAUAACACACCAUCAUUCCACCCCUCUUCUUUACCUUCAUUUGGCCUGCAUGGCCCAACCACUGCUCCCUCUUCAUCUCGUAAUCAGACGAGCACUGAACCUUCGUUCCCAAAACAUGUUCGCAAAACCAGUUUCGAUCACACGGUUCAGAAAGCUGGUAUUUUUGCCGGAGUAAGUGGCAGACAUCAGGUCAAUGGGAAACCUCUUUCACCCGAUAGUCUUGUGGGACAGAAACGACGAGCAGAUGCUCCUCAUGCAGAGAGUAUGCUGCGUGCUGAUCCUUCAAAUGUGGGUCAAACGACUCCAAGACAAGUCGAUGUUCAGGAAACAGAGCAGUUUGAGAGCAGUAGCCCAUUCCCGUCUACCGCCUUCAAUUUCUCUUACUCUCCAUAUGAUGGGAUGUUUGAUCUUUCUGGCUCUGGAGCUCAUUUAGACGGCAGUCGGUCGUCAGGGGGGCAUUACCACGACUCUACUCGUUCUUCAGUCAAUGGUGUGUCCUAUUCAUCUACAGUUGGGCCUUCUAGUAUCGGUGAAGGCUUAUCGGCGGCGGCGGCGGCAGCUACGGCAGCUCUUGCAGAGGGCUAUCCUCAUCUUAGCAGUACCAACUUUGGGGGCACCGACGAUUCUCAGCUCGACUAUCAUCAGUUUAUGGGUAUCGGAUAUUCCAGUAUCGACAGUACCGUCGGCCUCGCGCAACAUCCAUUUACAGUCGACCCCACUCACAUUCUGCCUGUGGAGCACAACGGAGAUGGUUUACCGAGUUUCCAUGCGAGUCCCUCGAGCGACGGAUGGGGCAAUGGAGUUAAUUCGAGUUCGACUGCUUCUCCUGAGCCAUAUAACACAUCAAAUGCUUCUUCGCCUCCCUCUGGGGAGAGUGCGUUGAACGGCCAUCAACCUCGAGUUGCACCACGGAAAUUUGCUUCGUCGAAGCGUGCCGCUCAAGAUGUCCGAAGAAAGAAAUCGCUUCCUGGUGCGAACACGUCUGUUUCCAAUGGAAUUUCGAGAUCGGCUACUAGUACUCCGGAUCCUUUGAAUACGGAUGGAAGUGGUACGCAGACGGGUAAAGGGGACGAUGGAGAUCAGACUCCUACUGCUUGCACGAAUUGUCAGACCACGAACACGCCUUUGUGGAGACGUGACCCUGAAGGGCAGCCGUUGUGUAAUGCGUGUGGUCUAUUCUAUAAAUUGCAUGGUGUAGUAAGACCACUGUCUCUAAAGACAGAUGUGAUCAAGAAGAGAAAUCGUGCAUCGGGCGCACCCAAUGGCUCUGCUCGCAAGGGUUCAUCUACGCUGCCCAAGCUUGCAUCGUCUUCGACCCGGCCUCGUGCUUCGACGACCAGCACGAUGCCAACCGGUUUUGCAGGAUCUCGUCAUGCUAACCCCCCACCGCGCACACCGGUACCGCCGUCUGCUUUUCCGUCUAGUUUGCAGCCUGUAGGAUCGAAAGAUAGCAAUGGGAACAAAGACAAUCGGCGACAUUCGCGCCUAGAAAUGGACUUUGAGCAGGCUCUGCGUGCUGGGGGAACUGUCAUGCUCAAGGAAGGUGUCGAUGUGAAUACGCUGGGUGUGGGUGGCAGCCCAGCGCCGUCGUCGCAUGAAUUUGCCUCACCUACACCUCCCACAAAAGAAAUGCGAACGCCUCGCCUUGCUCACCAGCCCUCAACGCCCGUCAUCGUCCCCCCAACCCCCUCUCCAGCUGCAUGUUCCUCCUCCUCCUCUUCUUCAGCAACAGCAGGGGCAGGGGCAGCAGGGGCAACGUCACCAGCCCUUCCCUCCUCUUCCUCUUCUAAUGAGAUCUUCUACGACGCUGAGCACCCUGACAUGCAGACUAAACGCCGUUCCAUGUAUCGAUCUUCGGGCACGUCGAGCAGUCCCGAUUUGGCCACGCUCGUACGAAAAGCAAAGGAGAAGGGAGGGGUGGUCAAUGCGCACCAAGCGCACCAACUCAGGAAGGACAAACGACAAAACCCCCCUCCCCUCCCCGUGUCCAGCUCAGGCCUUCGCCCUUCAGCGACACGCCCGCGCUCAUCCACAUCCUCUGCGGGCACUUCACCUGCCCCCCUCAGUCCAAAUAUCUCACAUAUGCCUAGGACACUUCAAAAAUCGGCCAGAACCCCGGGCGGGAUUAAAAAGUUUGUGUUUGCUCGCGCGCAGCUCCCCAAGACUUCGGUAAGGGCGAAGACGAGUGCUUUCUUGGGGAAAAUGUUGGGCCAAGGGUCUACUCGGGAUCGACAGCGGCCGGAUGAACCGACAUCGCCUUCUUAUGGUGUACCAGCCUUUAUGGGUGCAUUUUCCCCUCCGGUUCCCCCCUUACCAGACGAUAUUCAGCGCACGCCUGUGGCACCUCCUAUAACUGAUGUCUUCACGAGCCCUCGCUCGAAUACUCAUGAUCUGAAACCGCUUCCACCCAUUCAUGUUGCGGAUGUGGACCGCAAAAGUGAAGAUUCAAUUGACGACAGAUCCAUCGUUAUGGUCAAUCAUGCUCCGAAUUGGCCUUGUAGACCCCCUUCUCCCCAGAAGAAAGUCGAAGCUAGGCCGACGAACGUUGCUAACAAAUUUAUCAGUCACGCAAAGAAGAGAAGCAUGAGUGCCGGCGAAAUAGACAUAAAGAAGAUGGUACCAAUGUCAUCUUCAGGAGGGGCUUCGCGCCCCUCUAAUGAACCUGCGUUGAAUCCGAAUACGGAGUCGCAGGGCUGGGAUUCAACACUGCAUGGCAUACUCAGUGAUUUUAAAGCUCUCAAUGUGACUUCACAACAGGAUUUGACCACUAAUGACUUGAUAUUAAAUCGUUAUGCUUCCAACCCAUCCUUUUCACGUUCUGGCGAUGUUUCAGACUUGGAGGAAAUGGGCAAGGAACGAGCAGCACGCUGUUAUGCGGAUGACGAAGAGUUUCUGGCAAAGGAAAAAAUUGCUGAAUGGCUCGGCGGACAAGGGCAGGUCAACAAAGUCGCCCUUCGCUAUUACAUGGAUUACUUUGACUUCACUAAAUUGAGGCUGGACAACGCAUUCAGGCGCCUGUGUACCAAACUCUUCUUGAAGGCGGAGACUCAGCAAGUAGACCGAAUCCUCGAAGAGUUUAGUAGGCGUUAUUACGACUGUAACCCCAACUGUGUGUUCGGUAGUGCAAGCGUUGUUCAUGCGGUCUCGUAUUCUUUAUUACUUCUAAACACUGAUCUUCACGUUGCGGACCUUGUGACGAGGAUGUCUCGCUCCCAGUUCGUUCGUAACACGAUGACUGCCAUCCAGAUGCAACUCCAGCCCAAUCGAUUUGCCUCUAGUACGGACCUAACUUGGGACGACAGCAGCAGCAGUCGUGGCACCGGCUCCGACGGAACUGAGACCAUGUCCAUAACUCGUUCGAAGCGAAGUGGUAGUAUUACUAGCUGGAAUAGUAUAUCAAAAGAUACCAUCAUUUCCUCCGCCGGCAUGUCAUUGGCGACUCCCUCUGGUACUACUCCCUCUUCAACCGCCCAACCUUCCAUGAACAGCAGUACUACCUCUGUUCAGUUUCCCACUGUCGCCGAGUUUAAAAGUAGCCAGCCAUCAAUGGUUUAUGAUCGCAACUGGGAAAUUGAUAUGGAGAGUACGCUCAAGGUUGCAGCCGCCUUCUUGACCCCUACUCUUGGAUUUGCGUCAAACUUAUCUCACACAAUCAUUCGAGAGGCUCAGGAGGAUGAUGAUCGAAGUCUCAAGAGUCACGAGUCGAGUUCAACGACUGUCAGUAUAACUGAUGAAGAGCUGGCUUUACUCGGUGCUCCUUGGGCUAAGGAAGGUAUGCUGUGCCGAAAGCAAUACUGGGAGUCUACAGGAAAAAGGGCCAAAACAAAGGCAUGGAUGGAUAUCUUCGUCGUUAUACAAAAAGGCGAAUUGAGCAUGUUCACCUUUGGCGAGCAUGGCGGGGGAUCCUCAGGUGUAGUUGGUGGCGGUAACUGGCUAGAAAGUGCACAGUCAAUGGGGAACGUGCUUCUGGCUCACUCUCUUGCACAUGCCCUACCCCCUCCCGGAUACAACAGGCAGCGCCCUCAUUGUAUGGUGCUAACUCUUGCCAAUGGAGGUGUAUAUUUCUUCCAAGCCGGUACUGAAGAACUCGUGAACGAAUGGGUCUCCACUUGCAAUUACUGGGCAGCACGAACUAGCAGGGAGCCUCUCGCAGGCGGAGUAUCGAACAUGGAAUACGGUUGGAAUCGGGUUGCAGACCCUUCGAGUCACGGUCGUUCUGUCUCGGACAACGAAUCGCGGGAUAACGAUCGCACUGAUACUAUGAGUGUGCGCAGUGGUCGAAGUAGUCGAAGCAAAUUCAACUGGAGAGAGGGCGUUGCUACCGUAAGGGCACCUCACUCACCUUGGUCCGAUAAAACUUUCGUCAACGAUUGGAAACCACCUUUGCCACCUUCUGUUGCGAGCACCCACGAUGAGGAGUCACAACUUGAAGCGCUACAAAAACACGUCAUCUCCCUAAAGAAGGACCUCAAACGCCAUAAUGAACUCCGUGAACCCAUGGCUUCCUUGUAUGCUCCUCGGACUGCUAAUGCCAGUAAAGCGCAGACCAACUGGGAGAAAAAAUCACAGUAUCUCCUAACCGAGAUAGUGAAAUAUGACUCCUAUAUUGAUUCCUUGCAGUCUGCCAUGGCACUGCGGCUAAAGAAAAGAGGAGAAAAGGCACUUGAACGCGCGUUGGUGAUUGUUAGUCCUGAUGAUGACCACCCGAAUGCUGCGAAGGGGAAAUGGAAAGGUUACCCCGGCGAAGACACGAUACCCGAAGCUGAUGAACCAGAACUAGCUGAGGGCGGAUAACGCAAGAUUUUAAAUCCGUACUUCGUAUAACUUUUUUGUUUUAAUGAUGUGCUUGUACUAAGGCGGGGUUAUUUAUAAUGCCCUUUUCUCGUUUAUACAUUGUUGUUGUGUGCAAGAAAUAGAAAGAAAUUCCAA